CGGCGGUGACGCAACAUCCUGCUGUGUCUUUCUCGCAUCGAAGGUUCAAUUUUCGCUCGCAGAAAACUAUAGUUUCUGGAGGAAAAGGGUCCAAAGUGGGCCGAUUGUGACACGUGUCAGAGAUGCCGGGCCUCAGCUGUAGGUUUUAUCAGCACCGCUUCCCCGAGGUGGAGGACGUGGUGAUGGUGAACGUCCGCUCUAUCGCUGAGAUGGGUGCGUAUGUGAGUCUGCUGGAGUACAACAACAUCGAGGGCAUGAUCCUGCUGAGCGAACUGUCCCGCAGACGCAUCCGCUCCAUCAACAAACUCAUCCGCAUCGGACGCAACGAGUGUGUGGUGGUCAUCAGAGUGGACAAAGAGAAGGGAUACAUUGAUUUGUCCAAGAGAAGAGUGUCUCCGGAAGAAGCCAUCAAGUGUGAGGAUAAAUUCACCAAAUCUAAAACCGUGUACAGUAUUUUACGGCAUGUGGCUGAAGUGUUGGAGUACACCAAGGACGAACAGCUGGAGAGUUUGUUCCAGCGAACCGCUUGGGUGUUUGACGAGAAGUACAAGAAACCUGGAUACGGUGCCUACGACGUCUUCAAGCAGGCCGUGUCUAAUCCCUCCAUCCUGGAUGGUUUGGAUCUGACGGAGGAGGAGAGGAACGUGCUCAUCGACAACAUCAACAGACGCCUCACUCCACAAGCGGUCAAAAUCAGAGCAGACAUUGAGGUGGCGUGUUAUGGAUAUGAAGGCAUUGAUGCUGUCAGAGACGCUCUGAAGGCGGGGCUUAACUGCUCCACAGAUGCCAUGCCAAUCAAGAUCAACCUGAUCGCACCGCCGCGAUACGUCAUGACCACCACCACACUGGAGCGCACCGAGGGUCUGUCAGUGCUCCACCAGGCCAUGACCGCCAUCAAGGAGCGCAUCGAGGAGAAGCGAGGGGUCUUCAAUGUCCAGAUGGAGCCCAAAGUGGUGACGGACACAGACGAGACAGAACUGCAGCGACAGCUCGAGCGUCUGGAGCGAGAGAACGCAGAGGUGGACGGAGACGACGACGCCGAGGAGAUGGAGGCCAAGACACACGAGUAGUGCUUCAGAUGAACUGAUUUCAACUUUGACACAAACCUCACACUGAUGUUCUGAACCGGUGGCCUUUUAACCCUUCACAGCUAGGAUGAAUAUUAACAUUUCAGCUGUUUCACCAAUGCAGAGUGAAGACGGUGAUGACCUCGCUCUGCUUCGAUCUCAGUAAGAAAUCUGGAAAGUUGUUGGACGCUUUGUAUUCUUUUGCAUCUGUAUUUAUUGACAUGCUACAAAGCUACUGAUUGAGUGAACAUUUGAUUUAAAAUAUCUAGUCAAAAACAUACUUCAAUGAAACUUAAACGUUUUCAAAAUUGGUAUCUAAAUGACAUUUCAUUGUUUUGUUUUUAAUUUUUUACCUAAAAGGAAAUUUCUUAAAAAUUCUGAUUUAGGCAUUUUGAAUUAUUUUCAAAUGCAAAAUGAAUGAAUUCAAAUGUUUUUAGACAAAAUCUAGGUUUGGUUGAGGAGGGAGGAAAAAUUCCCAGCAAAUAUUUGUGAUUAUUGAUGAAUUAAAUCAGCAUCUCAUGUUGAUAAUUUGACUGUCCUAAUGGUUUCUAAAUAUUUGCUGUAAAUAAUUAAUUCACAGGCAAACAAUUGUAUUUAUAAUUCAUAAUUAUAUUUUUUACAAACCAUUUAAGGUAUUGCCAGAUCUUCCAGUGCUUUUUUAUGUUUAUAAUUUACUAAGACUUACAAAGAAAACCAAAUAUAUAUAUAUAUAUAUAUACAAAAAAAAAAAAUCAUUUUAACUUAAAGCUGAUAUAUUUGUAAUUAAUUGACUAAUUAAAUCAGCAUCUCAUGUUGAUAAUUUGAUUGUCCUAAUUGUUUCUAAAUAUUUGAUGUGACCACAAAAAAAAAAAAAAAGUUGCAAAAGCAACUUUUAUAAUUUUAAUUUCAUCUUUUAAAUUAAAUGACUUUUUUUAAUUAAUAAUAAAAACUGGUUAAAACUAGAUUUUUUUUUCCUAUGAAAAAUGCAAAAACCCCAUAUGAAGAAUUCACUUGUGUAAAAUGCAAAUCUUCCUGAAAAUAAACCAUGCAACGUCCACUUUUAUAUCAAAGUUAAUAUUCAAUAAUUUUACUGUUGUGUUUGUCUGUUAUGAGUAAACAUGCAUGAACUGACGUGCAGCUCCAAAGCCGAGACCACGACACAUUAAUAAUACACACAAAGAUUUUACUAAAAAAAAAAAAAAAAAAAAAAAAAAAGAUUCACUUUUAUUCAAAACACAUCCAC
Messenger RNA from Carassius auratus (goldfish), 2289 nucleotides. RefSeq names its product eukaryotic translation initiation factor 2 subunit 1-like. Gene Ontology annotation, biological process: translational initiation. Gene Ontology annotation, molecular function: ribosome binding; translation initiation factor activity; RNA binding. The transcript is spliced from 8 exons. The record is from RefSeq and is a predicted model, not a curated record. NCBI's taxonomy places the organism in Eukaryota, Metazoa, Chordata, Actinopteri, Cypriniformes, Cyprinidae. Gene Ontology annotation, cellular component: eukaryotic translation initiation factor 2 complex; eukaryotic 48S preinitiation complex. Bases 123 to 1070 code for a protein of 315 amino acids.